Strongylus vulgaris is the source of this 944-nucleotide messenger RNA. The record is from the annotation of a GenBank genome assembly. NCBI's taxonomy places the organism in Eukaryota, Metazoa, Nematoda, Chromadorea, Rhabditida, Strongylidae.
UUCUAUAUUUCUUUCAUUGAGGAGUACACUCUAUUACGUACAUUUCACAGCUUCGACAACAACUUUCGGAUGAUUCAUGUUUGAAAGGCGAAUUUUAUCGUGCGGCCAAAGAGCAAGCACGUAAAUUUCCAGGCAGAAGAGGGGUCACUCAGAACCACGAAAAUCUAACUCCUGAAGAGAAAGCUAUCGUUGAAAGAGGCAUAGAGGAAAUCGCUCAGAAAUUCAGAGAUGGGGAACGAGCACCAAGUAUUAGCGAACUCAUUAGAAAGAUUGAUCUUUCAGAGGGAGAAAUUGCGUCCAUUGUCAAAGCAGCUAAAAGGAAAAGUCAAUUCAAGAGGAAGAGGGAGGUCCAACGCAUUUGUGGUGGUAUUAAAAGGAUCAGAAGGGGCACGAGUCUGCUUCCUGAUUCCGUAUGGGAGAGAACGGAGUUCACUGAAAAUGAAACUGAGGAAGAACGUCUAAUGUGUAUGACCGAAGCGUUGUGCCAUGCCGUUCGCAAAUACGACUUACACGAGUGGGGCAGCAGAUUCUUCUUGAGCCACGAUCGCCCAGAAACCAUCGUCCAUGACUAUGUAACAAAUAUGCUAAACGAUAAAUGUGAUGAAGUGGCAACGAGUUCAAGGGAAUGUGCGAACGCUCCAGCAGAUGCGACAAUACCUCCUACGUUUACCUCAGCCUCGGCUUAUCGCGUUUUCGAGCCUACCUUAUUAGCCAUGGCGAUCGAGAGUCAAAGUGUUGAAGAGCAAAGAAUUAGGACUCAAAUGGAGCUAACGCAAAUGGAGAUAGAGGAGGAAAACUACUUAGCUGAUUCAGCAAUUAUGGAUGAUGCUGUUGUUGGGGAGAUUGAAGUAACCACUGAGGACCAUGAGCCUCUCGAUUAUGAGGAUGCCAUUGAUGAUGCGCUCAACGCUACGAUCCAUACGGUAUUCCUUUUUUUUGCGUAG